AUGGAUGCCGCAAAUAAGCGCCGUGGGCUUGUCGACAGUGAUGUAAAAGCCACCGAGAGCGCGCGGAGCCUUCCUUCCAACCGCCGUACAAGUGCUCGCCCCACAUCGUCGGGAUCGUGGAUCGGCGCGCCACUAGUGUACGCCGUCGUGACGUUCUUCUGCUUUAUGGUUUUGCUACACGUGUGGCAAUUUUCCACGUCACAAUUGCACCCAAAGCUACUCACGCCGUUUUACAACAAAACGAUGGUGCAAUUCUCGACAAAGUUUGGCGCAUUUACGAUCGACUUGUACCCGGAGCACGCCCCCAAGACUGUAGCCGCCUUUGAAAAGCUUGUGCAUAGCGGCUUUUAUCUCAAAGACGCCGGCUUCUACUACAACGAGCCGAAGUAUGUAUUACAGGGAGGGGGGUUCCUUUUUGACAAAAAGUCACCCAUAAGUAAUCUCCCUGUAGAGUAUAGCGCCCCUAGCACCGAGAGAAUGGUGGUCAUCGCUCGAAGCCACAAGUCGGACUCGGGCAACACUGAAUUCGCCAUAAUGCUACACGACAAUACUGAAAGGAACAAACCGGACGAUGAUGAACCAGGCUACACGACAUUUGGACGUGUUGUCGAAGGUUGGCACACGAUCGAGUCCAUUUCGAAGAAAAUGUUGCCCGGAUUUUUGGCUAAAGAAGAUCGCGACCGCCAGAUUGACUUUGAAAAGGUUGAAUUUGUACAGAGACUCACAAAUGAUGAUUAUGAAGCCAGAAUGCGUCUUGAAGAGCUGACGUUCGCUCUGGAGGCCCCCCAUAGUGUGGUCAUCAUCUCUGAGAAGGACUGUCCGGAGAAAAAGGAAUUGCAGAAAAUACUUCACAAGUUCCGUACAACAGUGCGCACGAAGGAGAUUGGCUUUGCUAACCACAUUCCGUACGAGCUUGAGGCGGUCGAGGCACUGACUGGUCUCGCAUCGCUGCCUCUUGUAUUCAUUAAUGGCAAGUACUUUGGCGGCUUGCGUGAAGUACAAAAGAUGGAGCAGACAGGUUCACUUCGUUUGAUGCUGGAAAAAAGUGGCACGCUUGCUGAGGAUACUGUUUGGUCGGCCAUCAACCAAAACCCUCUCGUGCUGUUCAGCAAGUCGUACUGUCCGUACUGCAAAAAGACAAAGGAGACAUUGGCGAGCGUCGGUUCUAAACCCAUUGUAUUCGAAUUGGAUACUCGUGAAGAUGGAGCUGCUAUCCAAGCUUUUCUUUUUCGGUUGACGCGCCAGUCCACUGUACCCAACCUCUUUAUUAAGGGAAAAAGUGUCGGAGGAAAUGAUAAUGUGCAGGAAUUGGAGCGGUCUGGCGAAUUAGUGGAUCGUCUCAAAAAGGCUCGAGUCCUCGACUAA
Molecule: messenger RNA, 1365 nt
Organism: Plasmopara halstedii
Lineage: Eukaryota; Oomycota; Peronosporomycetes; Peronosporales; Peronosporaceae
Product: glutaredoxin
Exons: 1
Coding region: 1-1365 (454 amino acids)
Biological process (GO): protein peptidyl-prolyl isomerization; cellular response to oxidative stress
Cellular component (GO): cytoplasm
Molecular function (GO): glutathione disulfide oxidoreductase activity; peptidyl-prolyl cis-trans isomerase activity
Source: RefSeq, a predicted model, not a curated record